UGCAGACGCAGGUGGAGGUGGAGGCUGCAGCGGCCUCCGCGCGGUGCGGGAAGCCGGCGAGCAGGCAUGGCAGGCUGGUGGCGGGCGCUGCAGCGCGUCCCCCUGCGCUACCCGUGGCCCACCAAUGUGCUGCUCUACACCGGGCUCUUCUCGGCAGGCGACGCGCUGCAGCAACGGUUGCAGGGCGGCCCGGCCGACUGGCGCCAGACGCGGCGCGUGGCCACCCUGGCCGUGACCUUCCACGGCAACUUCAAUUACGCGUGGCUGCGCCUGCUGGAGCGCGCGAUGCCGGGCCGCGCGCCGCGCGUCGUCCUCACCAAGGUGCUGUGCGACCAGCUGCUUGGAGGGCCCAUCGCGCUGUCAGCCUUCUACGUGGGUAUGAGCAUUCUCCAGGAACAAGAUGACAUAUUCUUGGACCUGAAGCAGAAAUUUUGGAAUACAUAUAAGACUGGUCUGAUGUACUGGCCUUUUGUGCAGCUGACCAACUUCAGCCUCGUUCCUGUGCACUGGAGGACAGCUUACACUGGACUCUGUGGUUUCCUCUGGGCCACUUUCCUUUGCUUUUCUCAGCAGACCGGGGAUGGCACUCUGAAGUCGGCCUUCAUUCUCCUCCGUGCAAAGGCAGCUGGUGCAGUUGAGAAAUCUCCCGAGAAGUGAGAAAUCAAGGACUCUUUAACACGACAAGGUUUUUCCCCUAGAGUGCACUGAGUUACCCACAGAGAAAAUACUUGAUUUACCAGUUAUGUGCUUCAUUUUGAAGAAUUACUAUUCCUAGACUUACUUUUAAAAAAGUCAUUAUUAUUAUUGUUGUUAUUUUGUUUUUUAAAGACAAGGUCUUGUCAUGUAGUUCUUAAACUUAUUGUGGAGCCCAGGCUGGCCUUAAAUUUGUGAUCCUCCUCCGUAGGCCUCCUGGUGAGUGCUGGGAUUACAGGAAUGCACCACCACAACAAGUUGCAGUUAUUAUUUUAAAUUUUAUCCAAAUCUAUUCCUUUUAUUCUAAUCUGCAAGUCUCACUUCUCAUAUAAUAUCACAUCUCUGCUAUUUUGGUUAAAAAUAUCAAUAAUGAGAAAGUGACAUUCUAGAAUUAUUAAUAUUUGUAUUCUAAUAUUUUGGUGCCAGUUGAUUCCAAGUUCUGAUUGUUUACAUCUCUAUUCUAAAAUCUCAGGUUGUCUCUUAAACACUUGUUGGAUCAGAUUACCUUUUAUGUCAGAAAUAAUCCUUAUAAGUUUUUUUCAGUGUUUUGUUUUGUUGUUGAGACAGAGUCUCACUGUGUAGUUCAGGUUGGCCUUAAACGCACUACGUAGCACAGGCUGAACUGGAACUUGUAGUGAUCCUCCAUCCUUGGAGAAAUAGUCCUUAUAGUAAAAUUUCUGUUUCCGUAAGAUUUAAUCAAGGACGAGAUUUAAUAAGAUUUCUCCCCCAAAUACUUGGUAAUAGUUUAUUAUUCUGAUAUUAAGAUUCUGUAAAUAUAUUUCUAUCAUCAAAAAAGAAUGGUAUAUGAUUGAUGUGUUCUGUAGGAAAUAUUUUAUCAAUGUCUUCUACUUUUAUAAUAUCAAUGUAUAGUACUGUUAAUACUUUUUAAAAUUUUGAGCAUAUUUGGUUGACUAAAGUGUUUUAUUUCUUAUACAUACAGAAGAAAAUGUUUGACUUCUUGCUGAACGCGCACACACACACACAUGUUCUUACUAAGUUACCCUGACUGGCCUCUGACUGGCCUUGGACUCUGUCUUCUCACUUCACCCUCCUCCAGUUCUAGGAUUACAGGUGUGCCACACUGCCGGUGUCAACUGUAUUGAAUAAAAGUUCUGAAAAUAAAAAUUUGGAGCUGGACAUGGUGGUGCAUGCCUAUAAUUCCAGCACUCUGAGAGGCUGAGGCAGGAAGAGGCCAAGUUCAAACUCAGCCUGGGCAACUGAGCAACUUUAUAAGACCCUGUCUCAAAAUAAAAAAUGCCAAAAGGGCUAGAGAUGUAGCUCACUGCAAAGGCCCUGGGUUAAAUCCCCUGUACCAGAAAAACAAACAAAACUAAAUAAACUAAUAAAUUUGGACCGAGAGUAAGGGUCAGUGGUAGAGCACUUGCCUAACAUGCAAAGCCUUUGGUUGAAUCCUGAGCACUGAAAAGGAGAAACAGCUAAUUAAAUUUUCUGCCUCUGGGAAAAGAAACUCAAAACUGUACCAGGAAAAAUAGUUUCCUAAAAUGUCACUUUGCUGUCGUAUUUUCUUUCCCAGUCUUUUUUUUUUUUUUUUUUUGUGGAGAAGAGGGAGUUGUUUUGGGGGUAUUGAAUCCAAGGCCUUGCUUAUGCUGGGGAAACACUGUACUACUAGCUAUAGCCUCAGCCCACUAAUGUUAUACUUUUAAAAUACAUUUUUAUAUUCUAAUGUACACAUGAGAAUUUGACCCAGUCUUAAAGAUUCAUUCAGUGUGUCCAAUAACAGCAGGUUUAAAAAUAUGUAAAUAGUUAGGCAAGUUUGAGGGCUUGGGAGUUAGCGCAUAAGUGCGAGGUCAUGAGUUUGACCCCCAGUACCAAAAAAAAAUAGAAAAAGUAAAAGAGGGGCUGGGGAUUUAGCUCAGCGGCAUAAGCACCUGCCUUGCAAGCAGGCAGUUGUGAGUUCGAUCCCUGGUACCAAUAAAAAGUUAAAACAGAAAAAAAAAAAAAAAGAAUCAAAAAGUUUAAAAAAUAAAUGCAAAAAGGUGAACAACUAUAUAAAGUUAUGUAAAAAUGUCAGCAAAUUUCAUCUCAGAAUUAAUUCACAAUUCUAUUGUUUUCAAUGGAAUUUCCCCCAGAUUUUAAGAUGUGAAGCACUGAACUGUUACUUUAUCUUGAGAGAUUAUUUUUAAGAGCAACUUAAGAAUGUAUAUCUAAAGUUUCUAGAAUGUAAUUUGUAUAAUUUAUAACAUAUUUAUAGUUGUCAUAGCAUGUGGCUUCUAAGUGUAUAAUUUAUUUGAAUAUAAUAGGUAUUAAUAUAUUUUAUAUUAGGAUAAUAGCAAGGAAUUUUUUUGUGUGCUAUUUGCAUUAUUUUAAAAGUAGUUAAUACAAUAGAAAAGGUAUUUUAUAAUACAUAAGACAUAUUAUCAUCAGAAGUCUAUGCAGGGUGCUAGGUGUGGUGGCACACACCUGUAAUCCCAAUAUUCAGGAGGCUGAGGCAGGAAUAUCACUGCAAGUUUGAGACCAAGUUAGGCUAUAAAGUGAGUUUAAGGCCAGCCUGUACUGCAUAGUGAAACCCUGUCUCAAAAAGACAAAAAAAAAAAAAAAAACCAAAAAUGUCUGUGCAGCGUAGUUAACUGCCAAAUUUUUUGGAAACCUGUUUUCUAUUUGCAGUCUCUGAGAGAUGACCCUUACUUAGAUAACUGAAAAAUGAUUUCUCAGUUCGGAGGGGAUCUUUCCAGCUAUAUGAAUGGAUGCAAUGGAAAUGAGAUGAGAUUUAGAAGGAAAGAGCAAAAAGCUAGAAAAGUAUUUAAGUGCUGGGGGUGUCGCUCAGUGGUAGAAUGUGCAAAUGCCCUAGGUUUGAUCUUCAGCAUAAAAAAAAGAAAAGAAAAAAAAAGAAGAAAUAAAAGAAAAUAAUAUUUAGCUUCUAACUUAGAGGGACAUUUCCAUUCAUCAUUCUUCAGCUUGAAAAAUUUAGGUGUGUCGUGUCUUCCUUGUAAUUAUAAAUAGUACAUAAUUUGCCCUGAACCUUUUUCAUUUGUAGGAAAAAUUAAUGAAAGUUAUUCUCUUUUAUCUGUAUCAUAGUUUAUUUUGUGAGAAAGAAUUAGGCAGAUUGAGAGUCAAAGUAUGUUUAAAAUUUUUUAAGAAUCACGUUUGAGGGCCAGGGAUAUGGCUCAACAGCACAGUGCCUGCCUGGCAAGUGCAAGGUCAUGAAUUUAAUUCCCAGUACCAAAAAUAAAAUAAAAUAAAUCAAUUUUGAGGACCUUUUUAUAAGAUCUUAUUUUUCUCAAAAUCUAUUCAGUAGCAUGAUUUAGUGAAUAAAGUAAUUGAUUGUUUGCCUCCUAUACUAUUAAUGAAAUUGAGCAGUUAGAGAUUCAUACAAAUGAAGGAUGCUUUGGGAAAUUUUAAUUAUUACCUGAUUUGUGUUGAUGCUGUUUGGAUCAGAAUAAGAAACUAUUUGAUGAAUGAAAGAAAUUACAGAUACUAAAAGUUAAGAUUCCAAGAAGAACGUAUUUUCAUAUUAUAGUACUUCACUAAUAAAUAUAAUUUUGAUUAUUAAUGAGUUGAAGAAAAAUAUGUUCUAUUUCUUUUGCAUUAAAACCUGUACAUAAGGAAAAUUAACUUCAGUAGUUGGAGUUAUAUCUAAAUAGGGCUUCGCAUCAACAGUGUUAAAUAUACUUGACCAAAUUAAAUGUGAAUAGUGUCUUUAAUAGAGAUGGAUUACCCAGAACAGCAGUUCCUAAGUCAUACAUCAUUGCCAUAUUCUUUAUUUGAUUACAGUUUUUCUUCCAAAGACUAUCAUGCUUUGGGAUUCAUUUGUAGCUAUCAAAAAUAUUUUUUGUUACAUGGGCAAUUUACUUUGAGCUCAGUAGAAUUUUGUGUGAAUUUCUACAGAGUGUUUGCCAAAACAAAUUACAUCUGGAACAUGCUUUAACAAUAUAUUGUGGAGGCAGCUUUCAUCUGAAAUUUGGUUCAUCUUCUGAGAGUAUUAAAAAGUUAAUGGAUUUCUGUGCCUGAAGACUUUGACCUUGCACUGGCAACAUUUAAUCCAGUUUUACUUCUAAAUCUUGGAGUCUAAAGGAACUAAAUUGCUGCAAAUGUGACUCAAACUAUUGGAAAUUUCUUCUUUUGGUACUAUCAGCAGCUCACAAGAGAAAAAUCUUGUGUUUAAGUGUGUUCUUGGGUUUAAAGAUAAAGAACACAUGAAGAGAUGUGAACCAUAGUUAACAACAUAGGACAGAGUAAUUAGUAACUGAGCAAUAUUUUUGGCAUACAUGCAUACAAGCUUGUCCAGGUUGGCCUCUUCUAAGUCUCUUUCAUCCUUUCUUCCUUCUUUCUCACUCCCACGUCAAACCUCUUCUGAGGCUCAGGAUGUAGCUUCACAAUAGAGCAUGGAGACAAUGAUCACCAAGCCCCAAAACAGAAACAAAGUCUGGAUCUUCCAUGCUGUACUGCCUGGCUGUACCUGGACCUCUCAGAUCCUCCAGGGAGCAGAGUAAUGGUUAUGGGCUGGAGAUGAGAGUGCUUAAGUAACUCUUCAGCCUCACCUUACGUAAGAUGGUGCCCCCACGGUUUCCUCUCCUUUUGAGUGCCCAGCCUUUAUUUUUUCUGGUUGUAAUGUUCUGUCUUCUGAAUGAGUUCUCAUUUCUUUUUCUUGCCUCUCACAAAUCCUGUUUUCAUCUGGCUGAUUUCAGGGAAGUGUUAGAAAAGUAGGCUUGUUAAAAUAAUUUACUGUGAAGAGGACAACCUCUGUAUUGUUUGUUUGUUUGUUUGUUUUGUUUUGUUUUAUAAUUGCUAAUGCAGACUUAUCUCUGGAUGGAUUUUUCAGGAGUUCUUGCGGAAGGAGGAGGUUAUACUUUUGGCAGAAGUCUUCUAAUUCACUUUGCAUGCUGCUGUCCACUUUUCAUUAUACUGGAGAUUGAAACCCAGAGCACUGAGCUACAUCUCCAGACCUUUUUUUUUUUAAAGACAGAGCCUCACUAAGUCCUACACCAGGACUCACUAAGUCCAAAUAGGCCACCCAGGUUGGCUCAGACUUGCAGUCCUUCUGCCUCAGCCUCCCGGGCAGUUGGGAUUAUAGGCAUGUGGCACCAGGCCCAGCCACUAUGAGUUACUAGGGGAAAGAAUGUAUUUUUACUCAUGUUUGUAUCUGAGGUGCCUAGCCCAGUGUUAGCCAGAGUAGAAACUCAGAAACAUUGUUAAAUGAGUUAAAGUAUUUGAUGGAUUCUUGUCUAUUACUUUUUGUCUCUGACUGGUUCUGAGGUCUGGACUGAUCUUUUCACUUUCAUCCCUAUAUGCAGGCAGCUGACCUGUCUUGAGCUUUGCGCCCCUCUAACUUUGUCCAGCUCCAGGCUUGAGGUCCAGAAAAUUCUAGUGUUUCCUUGAGGAUAGCAAUGACCCGUGGGCUUUGGUUCCCUAGCUUUUGCAUAUUGCCCUCAGAAGAGCAUCAUUUCAUUCCUCCCCCCAGCUGUGCAAGACCAGGGUAUUGGUCUUUUAAGAGCUGGGUAGAAUCAUGGCAGUUGAGCCUUCCUUAAACUACUGGAUAGGCUGGCACAUGUGUUAGUACUUUGAUGCAUGCAGCAUGGUUCUCUGAAAGUGAGGUCUGUUCUAGAAUUACAGUGAAUAUUUCUUUCUCAGACUCCUGAAAUUCUAGGUAAGUGGUGACUUGUUCCUCCUCUUCGAUGGUCACUGGAUAGGGCAAAAAAACCAACACAAUACCUAAAUGGAAAUUCAUCCAGUUGCCAAAUAAUUGCCACAUAAUAGGAAAAUCCACUGCCUUUUCAUCAGGUUGCUAAUUUCUGGGUUGUAUUUGUUGUGGAUUCCCUGAAUGUUUGGGGACCAGGAGUUGGUUCCUAUAAGUGGCAAAGCCCUUUUGGAGCUGGAACUGUUGUAAUGUUCUUAUUUAUUUCUAUACUGAGAUCAACUACUUGGUUAAGAGCUUGCCAUGUCUGAGUAUUGCCAUUUUAGUAUUCUUGAUGAGAGGGUCUGUUUGUUUAUUUUCUAAUACUUGUCUCAGUGUCUUAUUCCUCUGAGCCAUGGGACCAGAAUGCUCUUUUCAGUUUUGUGUGGAAAGUAUUGUAAAAGCAAUGCUAGUUACUUAAUUCCUAAGUUUAAAUUUUAUGUUUGAAUUAUUUAUACAUUUAUAUGUAAUUUUUGAUGUAAUAUGACAGUAUAUAUGAAAAUUAAAUGGCUUUUGAUUAAGUGCAGCAAA
Molecule: messenger RNA, 6856 nt
Organism: Cavia porcellus (domestic guinea pig)
Lineage: Eukaryota; Metazoa; Chordata; Mammalia; Rodentia; Caviidae
Gene: Mpv17l
Product: MPV17 mitochondrial inner membrane protein like
Exons: 4
Coding region: 67-657 (196 amino acids)
Biological process (GO): mitochondrial ribosome assembly; cellular response to reactive oxygen species
Cellular component (GO): membrane; cytoplasm; mitochondrion
Source: RefSeq, a predicted model, not a curated record